UUACGAUUGCGAUGUCGUGGUCUGUGAUGUUUGUUUUGAUUUUGAGAGAAGAAAAAGAAGAACCGAAAUCCUAGUUUUCCAAAAGGAAAAAUUAUUAUAUACUUAAUAUAUCCCACUAAAAUUUACAUAAUACCAAAGUGUAACUUAAAAUUUUCAAACAUGUCUGUAUCAAGAUUUACUUUUUUCCGUUCGUUGUACAAGUUAGAAAAUUUGGUUCUUCGUCGAUAUUCGGCGCAAAAUGCAAUAAAUCUAUCAGAUCCGGCGGUGCAAACUUAUCUUAAUCGUUUGAUGCUAGAACAUGCCAAUUUAGAAACAAAACCACGCCGAAAUUUUGAAGAAACCAGGCGGCUUCAGGAAAUAAAACCUAUAGUCCUUGCCCUGGAGCAACGUAUAGCUCUUUUUGAAAGCAUAGACUCUCUCAAAGAGUUGAAUAAGCGCGAUGGGCAGGACGAGGAGAUAAAGAAAAUGAUCAAGGAGGAGGCACAGAUAUAUUUAAAACGCAUGAAAGAAGUUGAUGGUGAACUACAGUCAAUACUUCUUGAACCAGUUUUGACCAAAGGUGGUGUACUAGUUGAGGUCACAACCGGAGCGGGCGGACAAGAGGCUAUGCUCUUUGCAAGGGAGCUUUUUGAAAUGUACCAGUCAUAUUGUGAAUAUAAAGAUUGGGAGGUUGAUAUUGCAUCUGUAGAGAAAUCUGAUCUUGGUGGAAUAAGGAAAGCUUCUUUUCUGGUACAUGGAUUAGGUGCCCCUGAACUAAUGAGAAUGGAAGCUGGAGUUCACCGUGUCCAAAGAAUUCCUGUCACAGAAAAAGGUGGCCGCAUCCACACCAGCACAGUCUCUGUGGCCGUCCUACCACAACCCUCUGAUGUCGAGCUGAAUAUACCCGACCGAGAUCUGAGCAUUGAAACUAAGAGAGCCAGUGGUGCAGGGGGCCAGCAUGUGAACACUACGGACAGUGCUGUGCGCAUCAUCCAUAUUCCUACAGGUACAGCAGUAGAAUGUCAGGAGGGUAGAUCACAGAUUAAGAAUAAACAGAUUGCUUUGCAGAAGUUACGCACACUCUUGCUACAGAAACAAGAGGAGGAGCAGUCAUCUAAAAUUAACAGUGAGAGGAAAUCACAGAUCGGUCAGAGUAAUAGAAAUGAGAAGAUAAGGACAUACAACUACCCACAGGACAGAGUUACUGAACACAGGGAAGGAGGCGGUACCACACACAGUUUGAAGACAUUCAUGCAAGGAGGCGAGCCGCUUGAAAAACUGCAAGAAUCCCUUCUAAGGCAACAGAGAUACCAGGCUGUCAUGACUGAAAUUAACGACUUUAUUGCCAGGUACAAAGCGGAGACUAGUGCAAAAAGUUAAAACCCUAAUGAAUUUAGUAAUUACUUAUAGUACUAAUACUGCUGAAAUAAAAAUAUGAAAAUUUCAAAUAUUGGUGAGUUUUAAUAUAUGUAUUUUACGUUUCAAAAAUAAUGUUUAGCUUGGAUUGUCUUGAAACUUUUGGCAAAGAUAUUUUUGAUCUAAAAAUAAUGAUUCUCUAUUUUGCUUUUAAAUUCAAGUUGUAUAAAUUGAUGCUGAAGUAAUGAUGUUCUAAAUAGAAAAACUAAUAAGCUAGAAUGUAUAAUAUAAUUUGGAAGAUAAAAUGUUUUAGUUGCUACAAAAUAAAACACUA
Maniola jurtina (meadow brown) is the source of this 1669-nucleotide messenger RNA. RefSeq names its product peptide chain release factor 1 (gene mRF1). Bases 160 to 1359 code for a protein of 399 amino acids. The transcript has 4 exons. NCBI's taxonomy places the organism in Eukaryota, Metazoa, Arthropoda, Insecta, Lepidoptera, Nymphalidae. Gene Ontology annotation, biological process: translational termination. Gene Ontology annotation, molecular function: translation release factor activity. The record is from RefSeq and is a predicted model, not a curated record.